Trichobilharzia szidati is the source of this 252-nucleotide messenger RNA. The record is from the annotation of a GenBank genome assembly. Lineage: Eukaryota; Metazoa; Platyhelminthes; Trematoda; Strigeidida; Schistosomatidae.
AUGACUGGAUACACUAAAUACAUAUUAAUAAACGGUAUCAAAACAAAUGGGUUGAAUGCAAAUUCAUUGAGAAUAUUGUUAAACGCUGAAAACAGGACAGUUUUGUUCAGUUUCAUUCUAAAACGCAAUUCUCGGAUAAUAAUUCAAAAGGAUGCUAAUUCCGAUAUCUCUAGAAUUCUUAAGAGAACAUCUAAUCGAUAUCAUACUGCUGGUGUCCAUUGUGAUUGUCGCCAUAAUAACAGUUAUACUUGA